Molecule: messenger RNA, 3994 nt
Organism: Acanthochromis polyacanthus (spiny chromis)
Lineage: Eukaryota; Metazoa; Chordata; Actinopteri; Pomacentridae
Gene: c9h5orf22
Product: chromosome 9 C5orf22 homolog
Exons: 10
Coding region: 195-1661 (488 amino acids)
Source: RefSeq, a predicted model, not a curated record
CCGGACAUAAAAACAUUGCUGGUAUUAUUUCCGGUGCUGUCAGCUCCUGCAUGUGUUUGGUGUUGAGAUGUGACUUUUUCUGACCACAAAGUUACCAGAAUGAGAGCCGGAGAAGGAACCGGGAGAACACGGCGUUAGUUGGGUCCAGUCAGACCGAAUAUUCCCGGUUAACGGACCGUUAGCUUCCUGUUAGCAUGAGCUGCGUCCCUGUGAAGAGGUUCUACCAGGAGCUGCCUGUGUGGAUCGUAGAGGACCACCACGAUGUGGUGUGCCACAUCUACAGGGCCAUUGCAUCGAGGCACCUUCCACUGAAAAACAUAAAGAUGGUUCAUUUGGACUCCCAUCCCGACCUGCUCAUCCCCGUCAACAUGUCUGCUGACACAGUGUUUGAUAAGGAGAAGCUCUUCAGUGAGUUGAGCAUAGAGAACUGGAUCAUGCCCAUGGUGUAUGCGGGUCACGUGUCCGGUGUGGCGUGGCUGCAUCCAUACUGGGCCCAGCAGAUCAGAGAAGGAGAACACGUGAUGGCCGUGGGCAGAGACUCCUCCACCACCACCAUCAGGGUGACCAGUACAGACCACUACUUCCUCAGUGAUGGUCUGUAUGUCAGUGAGGAGCAGCUGGAGAACUCCAAACCUCUCCGACUGAACGUGGUCAGAGUCAAUCCUGUCAAACCAGGUCUCAGCUCACUCACAGGACAUAAAGCAGAGGUGGACACAGACAGAUGUUCUGCUAAGAGAUCCCGAACAGACUGGAGUGGAUGUGAGGAGGCCGGCUGCUCUCAGCUCCUCUCAGCAGGCAGUGCAGCUCUUCAGCCAGCAGAGGGCAGCAGCUCCACAGAAGAAGCUGGCAGCUGUGUGACCGGCCUGACAGAUGAAGAAGAUGAAGGAUCAACCAGCUAUGUUGUCCGGAGACUGUCUGCGUUUGUGAGCCAGGCUGAGCCUUACAUCCUGGACAUCGACCUGGAUUUCUUCUCCUGUAAAAAUCCCUUCAAGGAGCUGUACACACAGGAGGAAUACUCCAUCCUUAAGGAGCUCUACAACUUCAGAGGACCCGGUCUGAACGCUGCUCAGGAGGAGCUUGAUGAGUGUGUCGAUCGUCGUAUACGUCAGCUGGAAGACCUGGAAGCAGCUUUUGCUGAUCUGCUGGAGGACGAUGGAGAAGAAACGGUGACACGCUGGGCCAGCAACCCCGGCAUGGCUUCAUUAGCUCAACUAGUUUCCAGUUUGAAGACAAGAACUCCAAGUCCUGACUAUGAAAUGGUCCACCAGGCAGGGUUAACCUGUGACUCCGUGGAGCUUCCUCACCACAUCAGCAGCGACGAGGAGAUCGACAGACUCCUCUCAGCCGUGCAGCUCUUCCUGAAGGCUCUGCCCACUCCCACUCUGGUCACUAUGUCCAGGUCCAGUCUAGAUGAAUACUGUCCAGUGGAGCAGGUGGAUUCAGUCCAGAGCAGAGUACUGGCUGUACUGGAGGCCCAGUAUGGAGCUCUGGAUUUACACAAAGACUAUGAAAGCAGCAGCUCAGAGACUCAGGACUGCCAGCCACAGGCCUCCAAACAGACACAGCACAACACUUUCACAUGUAGUUUUUAUAAUGGUAGAGUCUACAGAUACGGACCCGUAGCCUGUGGCCUACGGAUACGGCACUUUCCCUUAUCAUAAAUAUUAAUGAGCCGUACAUAAAUAUUAAUGAGCCGGCUGAUGAACGCGCUUCGUGAUUGGCUGGUAAUCCGAGUGAUGAAGGCGCUUCCGUGAUUCGAGGUGAAUCUGCGUGCCGAGCCUGUCAUGUCAGUCAUCUGCUGUUCUCUUUUCUAUUAUGCAUAAUAUCAUAUAAAUAUGUGGGUUCGUGGAAUUUGAACAUCAGUAUUUAAUGAUGUAAACACAUUAUAUAACACUGUAUUGAGAAAUAUUUUGCAAUCAGUGUGCUGGGGUCAUCGUUGUCUGUGGAAAAGUCCAACAUCACUAUCUGACUUUUUCACGGACAGCGAUUUGGGGGUUGAAAUCAGCACUACUAUUAAAAAUAGCAAAACUUUUUAUUCACGUGACCCUGUUCUAAUAAAGCACAAACAGCAAACAAAACAAAUGGCGGAACUAACAGCCAGCAAACUACAAGUAUUUUUUACCUUCAAAAGUAGCGACAGACUAUUACAUAUUAACAACCUAAACAAAACCCUGACGUAUUUUCUACGUCUGUCAACACAGACCCUGUCACAGUCACUUUAAUGUUAGCGGACUCUGUUGAAUGGCUAAGUUACAUAACCACAAACAAAUCUCACAAUAUCACAGUAAAUCGAGUUUGUGGGUUUUUUUAAAUUCAUGCCGAAUUAAAGAGCUGCUCCUCACCAUUCACGAGUGUUUGUUUCAUAUUCGACAUCCUUCACUUUAUCUUGUAAAUUAGCGUCCGAAAUUAAAUGGGAACAUUUGCAAUGGAGUUCGUCAGCCGCUUCCACCACUGAACGCGGUAAACUAAUUAAUAGGAACUGGACUUCAAACAAUUUAGACACGGCGUCUAAAAGCGUAAAAACUGCAAUGUCUAAAGUGUGAGAGGAGACGGUGUAUUUUUGGUUAAAUUAUACAAUGUUCGCCGUCAAAGUCAUUCAUAUAAACUGCCUGUAAUGUGCAGCAAAUAGUAGUUAACCGGCGCCAGCUCUUCAGUGACCUUAACGGGUCCGUACCUCUAGUACAGAUGCUACGGGUACGGGUCUGUACCUGUAGCAUCAACCUUUUAUAACAGGUGAAGACGACACGCCGGAUGCUGCUGCAGUCACUUUAAAGCACACAUCUGUCUGAUGUCCAACAGCUGGAUCCUGUUCACUGGAGCUCUGUCAUCAUCUCUGAAUGGGACGUGUUGAAGUUGGAAGUGGACGUAGUUUUUGUAGAAGGCUCUGAUCAUGUUUACAUCCAGAACCAAAUGAGUGUUUUCUGUCCUCUGAUCCCAUGUAACAGGUUCUGUGUGUGAGUCAGAGCCUGAUGGUUCUCAUUUACUUUUACCACAGAGCUCCACUGGAACUCACCAACGAGCCACACUGUUGGACUGAACGAUGACUUCCUUCAUUCUGCUUCAGUCUACAGACACCAACCUGCUGCUCAGAGUUUGGAUCCAUCCACAGCUGAAAAUAGUCCCCAGUAAAGUAGAACUGUACUUUUAUGAGCUGUUAAUUAAAAUAUUUACUUUUAAAGUAGAAACCAACCGGCUGCAGACAGACGAGGAAAGUGAAGAGAAGCAAACAGACACAGUGUUGGUUUUGGUCUUUUCAUGAGAUGUAUUUGAAUUAACAAAAAUCUUGAAUAUUUCCAGCCUUAUUCUGUAAGACAGAAUGCCUAAAAUAUGCUGCUGGUGUCCAUGGUGCAAUGAGAGGCAGUGUGUGCUGCUCUAAACGUUCUAAUUAUGUUCUGGGAAACUGAUUUGUUUAAUGGUCAAAUUUCACCUUGAUGACACAAAAGGUUCAAUAAAGUUUUAUUCUGUUAAACUCUAAAUCUAACUGUUGUAAUAAUAAUACAUGAGGACAGCACUGUGGUGGUAUUUAUUGAAGUAAAGCUUAGAAACACUUCAAACUGUGUUUAUCCACUACUGUGAAAGAAAAAUACUCUUGUCAACAGCAGUCCCCUUAAAUCAUACUGUAGAUCCUACAGGUCAGCUCAGAUUAGCUGAAGGGUUUUUAUUUUUGAACCCUGUUCCUGUUUGCUGUUCUUAAAGCUGUGAGCACAUGCAGGCCUUCUCUGCCUUUAAUAUGACUGUGAGAAAGAAAAAAGAGUUUGUCAUGAGGAAGAAACAGCUGUUGUAGAAAACAGGUAUUGUUUGAUGUUCUGUCGUGUUACUCUUUUACAGACCAGUUGUCUCCAUAUUGAACUGUAAUCUAAAUAUGGCUUUCCUCCCAAACCAACAUGUACCCAAGGUUGGAGAGAAUCCUCACAUUGAUGCUGUGAUGCUCUCAUCAGUGUGCUGCUUGUUGGAUCACUUCUCCUGAAUUCAGUAAACCUUAUUCUCUAAACUA